CGCCUGGUGCGGCGGCUUCGUGGCCUGGGUCAGGCCCUGCGCGAGGCGGAGGCCGACGGCGCGGCCUGGUCCCUAUUGCAUGCCCAGGCCGCGCCGCUGCGCACCGAACUAGCUGAGCGGUUACAGCCACUGUCCCAGGCCGCCUAUAUGGGCGAGGCGCGGCGGAGGCUAGAGAGGGUCCGGCGCCGCCGGCUGCGGCUUCGCGAAAGAGCCCGGGAACGCGAGGCCGAGCGGGAGGCGGAGGCCGCGCGGGCAGCGGAACGCGAGCAGGAGAUUGACCGCUGGCGGGUCAAGUGCGUACAGGAGGUGGAGGAGAAGAAGCGGGAGCAGGAACUCAAGGCUGCUGCUGACGGAGUCUUAUCUGAAGUGAGGAAAAAACAAGCAGACACCAAAAGAAUGGUGGACAUUCUUAGAGCUUUGGAGAAAUUGAGGAAACUGAGGAAAGAAGCAGCAGCAAGGAAAGGGGUCUGUCCUCCAGCCUCAGCAGAUGAGACUUUUGAGCACCAUCUUCAGCGACUGAGAAAACUCAUUAAAAAACGCUCUGAACUAUAUGAAGCUGAAGAGAGAGCCCUUAGAGUUAUGUUGGAAGGAGAACAAGAGGAAGAGAGGAAAAGAGAAUUGGAAAAGAAACAAAGAAAAGAAAAAGAGAAAUUUUUACUUCAGAAACGUGAAAUCGAGUCCAAGUUAUUUGGGGAUCCAGAUGAGUUCCCACUUGCUCACCUCCUGCAGCCUUUCCGACAGUAUUACCUCCAAGCCGAGCACUCCCUGCCAGCACUCAUCCAGAUAAGGCAUGAUUGGGAUCAGUACCUGGUGCCAUCCGAUCAUCCUAAAGGCAACUCCGUUCCCCAAGGAUGGGUCCUUCCCCCGCUCCCCAGCAACGACAUCUGGGCAACCGCCAUUAAGCUGCAUUAGGAAAGAUGCUCCAGGAGUGUGGUCCAGCCAACGCUCUUUCCAGCUCUAAAUAUUAGUGAUGUUGCCAUCUUAUGAUGUAGACUAAACCAUAACUGCUAAACUCCCUGUGUCAAUGCCCUAGCCUAAAGUUAUGCUUUCUUAUAUGCUCUGUCCUGGCCAGAGGUACCUCUUGAAUCAGGAGAUUAAUAUUGUUCUUCGGGGAGGAGCUGGGGAUAUACCUCAGUUGGUAGAGUGCCUGCCUCACAUGCACAAAGCCCUGGUUCAAUCCCCAGCACCAUAAAAACAAUAUGGUUCUUCAGGAAAGGACCUAGGUGAAUUGAGGUUAUUACCACAGGUAGUGACCUUGGUUCACUAAAUUUGCCUCUGUUUUGAGGGGCUUGGUCUAGAGUGACUUAUUAAUUUAGUCUAGCUUCCUUGUAUGGUGAUGGGUAAGUAUACUCAAUACACUUAAAUACUCAGAACAAGCGUGUGCUGGGUGGAUUUAGCAGCCCGUCACCAAUAACUGAGCGUAAAGGCAAGCUUGAUGCAAAAACCUUCUUACCUUCCUACCUAGAGAACACUAACUCCCUGGGGUAAAGGUCAAAAGCCUUCAGUUUUCUUAAUCCUAGUUUUUGUGCAGCUUGGGAGAUGGCAAGUUAGGAAGAUGGCAGUGGCUACAGGCUGGGCUGCCAGAAAACAUGAUGGCCUAGUCUCAGUAGUCAUGCAGAGAACUUAGGAAAUCUGAAGAGUACCCAUAUUCAAAUUGGAUCAUGUUUUAGUGGACAUGGACAAUGACUGUAUUUUCCUCAUGUUCUCCGUUCUAGUGAAACCACCUGGUUUUUGAAGUUCCUAGGAGUCUAGUUUUUUCAGAAUCUCCCAGAAUAGAAAGUUCUCUGUGGGAGUGGGACCUUAAUCUCAGUCACAUUGUAGGAGGCUGGUUUAGCUGUGGAAUUUUCUUAGGAACUCAAGCUUCCCAAAACAUCCAUGUAGUCAUAGUUGGGAGAAAAGGAAAUAAGAAUGACAAAAUUUAUUUUUUAUAUUCAUUAAUAAAUGCUGUUGAGAUGAUCUGUCAUAUAACAUGUCAACUUUUGUUUUGGUUUGUUUUGAUUUUUGCCAAUUUUGUUAUUUAAUUUCUGAAAAACUAAA
Marmota flaviventris (yellow-bellied marmot) is the source of this 2037-nucleotide messenger RNA. The record is from RefSeq and is a predicted model, not a curated record. Lineage: Eukaryota; Metazoa; Chordata; Mammalia; Rodentia; Sciuridae.